Brenthis ino (lesser marbled fritillary) is the source of this 2085-nucleotide messenger RNA. NCBI's taxonomy places the organism in Eukaryota, Metazoa, Arthropoda, Insecta, Lepidoptera, Nymphalidae. The record is from the annotation of a GenBank genome assembly.
AUGAAUGCCCCCAGCGGGACUCGAACCCGCGACCGCUGGCACAGCAAGCAAGUUGUGAGGUUGAACGGACAUGAAUUCAAGAUGCACACAGUAGCUUUAAUUCUCUCUGUGCUGGCCCUGGUAUGGGCAGCACCCCAAGAAAUGAUCUCCGGAGAUCUGGAUUCUGUAAUUGCUGAGAUCUUCGGAAAGCCAAAGGAAACGACAGCAUCCGUCCCUUUGACUCCAAGCAAACCUUCGACAAUUGUGCCACCUAUUUCUUCUAAGAGUGAUGUUCCCAUGAGAAAAUGUAUGACAGACGAUGGUGAAAGUGGUGAAUGUGUGCAUUAUUAUUUAUGUAACUCUAACAACUCGAUUAUAACUGAUGGAGUCGGAGUAAUUGAUAUAAGAGUACAAGACGACAAAUGUCCGUCUUACAUGGACGUGUGCUGUGUUCUCCGAGAUACUAGAAGUCCUACAGAUCCCAUCACACCUUCUCCAGACAAAUUGCCUCAGAAUGAAGGCUGUGGUUGGAGGAACCCCGAUGGUGUAGGAUUCCGCAUAACUGGCGAUAAGGACGGUGAAUCGAAAUUCGGAGAAUUCCCAUGGAUGGUCGCCAUACUUAAGAUUGAACCAGUGAAUGAAGACGAUCCCAAUGGUCAAAGUCUUAAUGUAUAUGUGGGGGGAGGAUCCCUCAUUCACUUCGGUGUGGUCCUGACAGCAGCUCAUUACGUAGCCGUCUCCAAGGCCCUGAGAGUCAGAGCAGGAGAAUGGGAUACUCAAACAACGAAGGAGAUAUAUCCAUAUCAAGACAGGGACGUGUCUUCUGUGGCAGUUCAUAAAGACUUUAAUAAAGGCAAUCUUUUCUAUGACAUUGCUUUACUCUUCCUUGAAAAACCCAUGGAGAUGGCGCCCAACGUAGGAGUAGUGUGCCUCCCACCCCCAGGGGUAAGAGUACCUGGUGGUACCCAAUGUCUUGCUUCUGGUUGGGGAAAAGACAAAUUUGGAAAAGAAGGUCGUUAUCAGGUCAUUUUGAAAAAGGUUCAAGUACCAGUAGUUGAACGUCGCCAAUGUCAAAACCUGUUACGCAAAACUCGGUUAGGUAAUUUCUUCGAGCUGCACACAUCCUUUAUGUGUGCUGGUGGUGAGAAUGGAGUGGACACAUGCAAAGGUGACGGGGGUUCACCACUUGUGUGCCCAAUUGAGUUCGAAAGGGGCCGCUUCAUGCAAAGCGGCAUAGUAGCUUGGGGUAUUGGAUGUGGAGAAAAUGGUGUUCCAGGAGUCUAUGUAGACGUCUCCAAUUUAAGAAACUGGAUAGAUGAUAAAAUUAAAGGAAAAGGUCUCGACACUAAAAUAAAAGAUGACGUUUACGAACAACCAGUAACUCUUAUGAAGCCACAGAAGAAUCCUCAUGCAAAAAAUGAAAAUGAUGCAACUCCAACUGAAGAUCCGUGGUCACCAUUCGACUUCUCUAAAUUCGACGCAUAUAUUUCUGGUGCUAUGGAUCCUGAAAACAAUCGUGUGAAACGACGAGCUAAGAACUCCCGCCGAUUCAAUUCUCUGAAUGGUCCGAAACUUCGAGAACGUCCAAACCACUAUUUAUACCCGGAACCUGUGAAAGACCGCAUUUUGGAGUUCACCACUACCACCAAGAAACCUGGGAUUUUACCAGAAACUAUGAAUCCUGGAGUUAUAUUCAGAGUAAGAAUGUCUGAUGCGAUUUUGAGGAUCAAACAAAGAAUGUAUGAAGAUCCAGAAAGGCAUAUUGAGGCAGAUAUAAUAUAUACCAAUCUGAUCAAAAAAGUGGUUAUGGAUGAGAUAACUAAGUUUCACAAUCUUCUUCUAAUGUACAAGACCGAUAAAAGCAUUAAGGAGCAUUUAGGAGAGUGUGGUGGAAGGAUAUACAAAUUUAUUAGUUACAUGACCAUUAAAGUUCAUAUUUACUGCUUAUUUGAUGCUCUCUGGAUUGAUGGAAACCCAUAUGUGAUUGGGGAUGAGUAUUCUGUCACACCUGUAGAAGUACCUCCAAUGCUCCAGUGUGAUGCUGCUGAGUGUAACUCGGUUAUGUUUGUGGAUUCAAUCACUGAACCUAAGGAUGUUGAGGAGAAA